GUGAUGUUGGAUAUGGGAGAACGCAAAGAGGUGAAAAUGAUUCCGAAGUCCUCGUUCAGUAUAAACAGUUUGGUGCCCGAGGCCGUGCAGAGCGACAACCAGAACCAGCAGAGCCACCAGCACCUGCACCUGCACCAGAACCAGAACCUGCACCAGUCCCACCUCCUGCACCAGAACCAGAACCUGCACCGGCCCGGCGGCGCGGACGAGCCCGAGCAGAAGCCUCCUCUCCCGGCCGCCUCGCAGCCGGAGCCGGAGCCCAAGAGCGAGGCUCCGGGUCCGGGUCCGGAGAGCUGCCCGGACGAGAAGGACAAGCCGGAGGACAAGAAGGACGGAGACAAGAAGGACGCGGACGCAGCGAAGGACGGAGACAAGAAGAGCGGCAAGUACGAGAAGCCUCCGUUCAGCUACAACGCGCUGAUCAUGAUGGCGAUCCGCCAGAGUCCGGAGAAGCGCCUGACCCUGAACGGCAUCUACGAGUUCAUCAUGAAGAACUUCCCGUACUACCGGGAGAACAAGCAGGGCUGGCAGAACUCCAUCCGGCACAACCUGUCCCUCAACAAGUGCUUCGUGAAGGUCCCGCGGCACUACGACGACCCGGGCAAGGGCAACUACUGGAUGCUGGACCCGAGCAGCGACGACGUGUUCAUCGGCGGCACCACCGGCAAGCUGCGGCGGAGGUCCACCACGUCCCGGGCCAAGCUGGCCUUCAAGCGGGGCGCCCGGCUGACCUCCGGCCUGACCUUCAUGGACCGGGCCGGGUCCCUGUACUGGCCCAUGUCCCCCUUCCUGUCGCUGCACCACCCGCGGGCCGGCGGGGCGCUGGGCUACAGCGGCUCGUCCCCGGGGGGCUACCCGGGGCACCCCAUGUCCUACAGCACCAUGCUGGCCCAGAACAUGGGCAGCAGCCACCCGUCCUUCCCCUCGUCCCCCGGGCUGAGCAUGGACCGGCUGGUGGGGGGGGACCUGCCCUACGCGACCCACCACCUGACGGCCGCGGCCCUGGCGGCCUCGGCCGUGCCCUGCGGCCUCUCGGUGCCCUGCUCCGGGGCCACGUACUCCCUGAACCCGUGCUCGGUCAACCUGCUCUCCGGCCAGACCAGCUACUUCUUCCCGCACGUCCCGCACCCGGGCAUGACCCCGCAGGGCGGCGGGGGGCUGCAGGGGGCCCGGGCCUCGGCCUCCAGCUCCCCGGGGGCCCCGGCGCCCUCCUCGCUGGCCUGUGACUCUCUGAGACCGGCCCUGUCCGGCUCGCUGCCGGCCUUCUCUUCUUCGGGACUUUCCGGGAGUUUGUCUGAUUAUUUUUCUCAUCAAAACCAGAGCUCGACCUCCAACCCGCUGAUACACUAA
Messenger RNA from Limanda limanda (common dab), 1350 nucleotides. It is a transcript of the gene foxg1a, whose product is annotated as forkhead box G1a. The transcript has a single exon. Bases 4 to 1350 code for a protein of 448 amino acids. The record is from RefSeq and is a predicted model, not a curated record. NCBI's taxonomy places the organism in Eukaryota, Metazoa, Chordata, Actinopteri, Pleuronectiformes, Pleuronectidae. Gene Ontology annotation, cellular component: nucleus. Gene Ontology annotation, biological process: regulation of transcription by RNA polymerase II. Gene Ontology annotation, molecular function: DNA-binding transcription factor activity; sequence-specific double-stranded DNA binding.